Messenger RNA from Funneliformis mosseae, 131 nucleotides. The record is from the annotation of a GenBank genome assembly. NCBI's taxonomy places the organism in Eukaryota, Fungi, Glomeromycota, Glomeromycetes, Glomerales, Glomeraceae.
AAUUUGAUACCUUUGAAAUGGAAGCAGAAAAAUCGCAUGUGCUAAAAUUAAUAGGCAAAUUACAAGAACCUGUACCUCAAUAUAUCUUGGGUUGCCUACCGGCCAUAGCUACGAUAGGGGUUGCGCCAUAG